Carassius auratus (goldfish) is the source of this 3602-nucleotide messenger RNA. RefSeq names its product transmembrane protein 189-like. The coding region runs from base 65 to 892 and encodes 275 amino acids. Lineage: Eukaryota; Metazoa; Chordata; Actinopteri; Cypriniformes; Cyprinidae. The transcript has 6 exons. Gene Ontology annotation, molecular function: oxidoreductase activity. The record is from RefSeq and is a predicted model, not a curated record.
GGACAGAGGCGUGGAGUUUUAGAUGCGGAAUUAACGCAUCCGCGGCGCCCGAACCGGACUGAAUAUGGCGAGCACCGAGAGCAAAAGCGGGUCUUUGGAAAACUUUCACACACCCGAGUCAAACGGAUCGGCCCAGCCGGGUGCGAGGUGGGGUCCACAGCAUGCAGGUGCUAGAGAGCUCGCGGAGUUAUACUCUCCAGGAAAAAGAUGUCAGGAAUGGAUCAGUGUGCUUCUUUGCUUUACCCUCAUGGCCUUCAACUUCUGUUACCUGGUAACAUACUUCCACCUAGGACACAUCUGGUACAUCCUCCUGGCCAUCGUGGCAGGGAUCCUGACAGCAGACUUUGCCUCUGGUUUGGUCCACUGGGGUGCUGACACAUGGGGUUCAGUGGAUCUGCCCAUCGUUGGGAAGGCCUUCAUUCGUCCGUUUCGAGAGCACCACAUCGAUCCGACAGCUAUAACACGCCAUGAUUUCAUUGAGACUAAUGGUGAUAACUGUAUGUUGACUAUCAUCCCUCUGGCUAACAUGGCUGCAAACUUUUUGAUGCUCUCACCAGCGGAGAUCUAUCGGAACUACCCCUGGUACUGUUACGUCUUUGCUUUAGCCAUUUUCGUUACAUUGACCAAUCAGAUUCACAAGUGGUCGCACACAUAUUUCGGGCUCCCACGCUGGGUGACGUUUCUUCAGGAUUGUCAUAUCAUUUUACCACGGAAACACCACAGAGUUCACCAUGUUUCACCUCAUGAAACCUACUUCUGCAUUACCACAGGCUGGUUGAACUAUCCUCUAGAAAAACUGGGAUUCUGGAGAAACCUGGAAGAUCUGAUCCAGAGCCUGACAGGAGAGAAACCCAGAUCAGAUGAUCUCAGAUGGGCCCAGAAAUCCAAGUAAUCUUCCUCUGCCACCAGCCCACCUCCCCUACCUCAGACCUGCUCAUAGGAGAACAAUCUUUCCGUCUAUUUGUCCUCCCUCAGACAGAACAAGAGGAACGGCAAGAUAUCAAACCCUAAAUUAGAAAGCCAUCCAUUGAAAGCAAUAUCCCACUCUAUAAAGAUCCAACAUCUAAAUCCUUGUUGAAAACUAGAGACUUCUGUGAAAUGUUUAAAAACUCUUCAAAGUGCAAAAAACAAGCAAAUUUAAAAUGCAGAUACUUGAACAAUUUGGGCUAUUUCCUGGACACCUUUUCAUCCUUCAACUGCACAACUCUUUGCUGACUACUCAUUUUUGCAUCUGCUCUUGGGUUUGGCCUUUGGGACUGAUCUCUCUUGCUCUCACCCUUCUCUUGUUUGGGGUUAAAGUGCAGUAAAGUCAAGGCAUUUUGGCUCUUUGACCACAGAGGGCUGAAAACACGUGUCUUCAUCUGUUGCUUGUGUCUGAACGGACAGAGCAGCAUCAUAUGCAGUCUUACUUCAGUACGCCUUAAAAGAUGAAUCACGAGAAACUUGCUUUGCUUGGCCUCAUCCUUACACUUCAUUCAUCUUUUCAUUAUUAAUACUUUCUUUUGAAGCACAUUUGCAAAUUCAGAAGUCAGCUGUUGACCAAGUUUAUUAGAAGUUUUUCCACAUAGGUCAAUAUUUAGGUCUUUAGUGUUUCAGUGUGAUUAAGCCAUGAGAUCCACAUUGGUGUCCUCGCUGCUCGACACUGAGAUAACCCAACAGAACCUCAGAAAAGGCCUCAUCCAUUUUUAUUUUGUAUUAACUUCAUCAUAGGGUAGGUUGAUGCGAGCUUAACCAGUCGACUGACACAAACUAACACUCCAUUGCUUGAGUUUUGGAUUUGCAUACAUUGUUACUUAACAGUUUAAUGUACAAUUUAACACUAGCAUGUUAAAUCACACAGCUUGUAGUUCUUAGUUAAUAAUAAUAAUAUGAGAUGUUUAAGGCAGUUACAGCAUGAUGAAAAUAACAGAAUCAUCAGAACAUCUAGCCGUCUAGUGACUUACAACUACUGCUAACUGCUUAUUUAAUGAGCGUUAUACACAUUUUCUUUUAGAAAACUGCAAUCACAAUGGAUUAGAAAAAGAUUAAGAUUUAUUUACUUGACUUUAUAUUUAAACACAGCACUAGUCAUGUUUUUUAAUUAAUAGAAAUAUUAAGAAAUCUUUCAUCAGUAAUAAUAAAAGAAAAAAAGGAGGAAAUGGGAGAAGAAAUGAAUAAUUCAUAUUUUAUAUCAAAAUGUAACAUAAUUGUGAUUAUUUUUGUUGUGCCAUUUUUUUACUUUUAAUUUUCUGAAUCAGUUUAAUUAUGUUUCUAACAAUAACUGUUACACCAAGUUUGCAAAUAUGAUUCUUAAGCCUUCAAAAGUUAAAAACUGUAAAGGUCAACCUAAUGAAUAUAAAGCUUUUAAGUUUUGUGCUUGCGUUAAUAUUCAUGCCAAAACCUUGUUACUGUCAGCAGCAAUGUAGCGGUUGUUGUGUUUCAUGUGGUCAGUAUGGUGAUCGUAUGUGUUGUUUAGAUGGGUCAGCUCGACAGAAGCUCAGAGAAUGUGUUUUAGAGAGCCAAUUCAUUUGUCCCGAGUUGUAAAACUGUUACAAAGGAGUCAGCCAGAACUGUAAAAAAGGAUAUCUGAGCUGAUUCAUAAUGUUAUGUGUUGUUACAUCUAAAUUUCCUCCUUUUCUGAAUUCAGAAAGAAAUGUUUAGUGGAAUAUUGAAGUAUUUUUGACAGUCGACUGAUAUCUUCUAUAUUUCUAUGCUUAUACAAGAUGCCAAACUUAUUUUUGCUCAGCUGAUAGAUCUGCUGUGAUGUGUUUAUUUGAAGAGGACACUCCAGUGGUGAUUUUCACCUUUACAGGGAAAUGGAGCUUAAACCAAUUACUUUUAGUAAAAUGUUACAUUUGUCAUUGGACUCCACUUAAUUUUGUAUUUGUAAGUUUUUAUUAUGACAUUUUGUCCUACAUUCCACAUUGUGGACGAUCAAAUCAUAUUACAUAGCUCUACUUUUCUUUCUUUCUUUCUUUUUUUUUUUUAAUAUACUGAUGGUGAAGGACUCCACCAGCUGUAACAUUUCUAAGCUUAUUUCCUGUUGAUUAAAAUGGUGGAAGAGGUGAGGUGAUCAUGAUGGGGUGAAGCAGUGAAGAUUGUUCUGCAGGGCUAAAUAUUAUAUAAACCCUCAGAAAUGUUGCUUAAGAAAUGUUACUAAUUUGGUGUGCAUUUGUGGUAGCUGAGUGAUUGUAUUAUCAAACAUGCAAGAUUAGAGUGUUAAAAACCAUUCCUCUGAGGCUCCUAGCUUUCCACGCAGUAGUAUGUAGCUACGAGGAGACUGAACUAAUCACAUUGUGCUUGCUCAAAAAUAUUGUAAUUUCUCUUAGAUAACAAAGCAAAGCCAAUCGCUUAUUCACAGGGGUCAUCUGAUCAAUGACCUUUGGCAUUCACACUUGUUACUGAAUGUUUGUUCUAACUGAUUUAUUGGAAGAAGCCUUUAAAACACUAUCUUGGCUGAUUUUGCAAUUCACCUCAAAGUCUCACAUUCAGUAUGUUUUUGUAGGACGGCUUCUUGUUCAAAACUGAAAAUAACGCCUUAAUGCCUUUUUGUUGUUUCCUGUUUUGAAAACUUAUCAUUUAGUUCAUAUUUAUAAUGAAAUUAAUAAAGAAUUGGAAAGAUG